AUGGUUCUCGCAGACUUGGGCCGGAAACUCAACGCGGCUCUCUCGUCUUUCAACAGGGCUCCCGUCGUCGACGAAAAGGCCCUCGAUGCGCUCCUCAAGGAGGUGUGCAAUGCAUUGCUCGAGACAGACGUAAACGUCAAGCUCGUCGCACAACUGCGAUCAAAGGUCAAGGUCAAGGUCAAGGCGUCGCUCGAGAGCAGUGGCGAAAAAGUAAAGGAAACCAACAGGAAAAAUGUGGUACAGAAGGCCGUCUUCGAUGAGCUCGUACACCUCGUAGAUCCCGGCGUCGAGCCAUACAAGCCGAAGAAGGGCCACCCCAAUGUUAUCAUGGCCGGCAACGGUAAAACAACGACAUGCACGAAGCUCGCCGUACAUUACCAGAAGCGCGGCUUCAAAUCAUGCAUCGUCUGCGCGGACACGUUCCGCGCGGGCGCGUUCGACCAGACGCGACAGUCCGCGACGAAGGCCAAGGUCGCCUACUUUGGCUCCUACACCGAAACCGAUCCCGUCGCGAUCGCCGCACAGGGCGUCGCCAAGUUCAAGAAGGAGAAAUUCGAGGUGAUCAUCGUUGAUACGUCCGGCCGACACAAGCAGGAGGGCGAGCUCUUCGAGGAGAUGGUUCAGAUCGGGAACGCCGUCAAGCCGGACAUGACGGUGCUGAUUCUCGACGCGAGCAUCGGCCAGGCGGCCGAGGCGCAAAGUCGGGCGUUCAAGGAUAGUGCGGAUUUCGGAGCCAUCAUCGUGACAAAGAUGGACGGCCACGCAAAGGGCGGUGGCGCCAUCUCGGCUGUCGCAGCCACUCGCACGCCCAUCAUCUUCCUGGGCACUGGCGAGCAUCUCACCGACCUGGACCGAUUCUCUCCACAACCCUUCAUCUCGAAGCUUCUCGGUCUGGGCGAUGUUCAGGGUCUGAUGGAACACAUGCAAGACCUUGCGACGCAGAACCCAGAUCGGCAGAAGGAGAUGGCAAAGAAGCUGGAGGAAGGCAAACUGAGCAUUCGAGACUGGCGCGAGCAAAUCCAGAACGUGAUGAACCUCGGUCCGAUGUCAAAGAUAGCCUCGAUGAUUCCGGGCUUGCCCCAGGAAAUGCUGCAGGGUUCGGACGAAGAAGGAGCGUCGCGGAUGAAGCGUAUGAUCUACAUCACGGACAGCAUGACUUCUGCCGAGCUCGACUCGGACGGCACGCUGUUCAUGGAGGUCGGGAAGGACGGCAAGCCCGUUGGGCUCACGUGGCGCGUGACACGGGUUGCGCGGGGGAGCGGGACGUCCGUGCGCGAGGUGGAAGAGCUGCUGUGCCAGUACCGCAUGAUGGCAAACAUGGCGAAGCAGGCCGGCGGAAAGAACGGCUGGAUGCAGGCGAUGCAGAAGAUGCAGUCGGCAGCGGGCGGGCGCGGGCGGGGCGCCGGGGGGAUGCCGACGCCGGCGCAGAUCCAGGCGAUGCAGCGCGCGAUGCCCCCGGGGAUGGUCCAGCAGAUGCAGCGCCAGAUGCGCAGCGGCGGCGGCCUCCAGGAGAUGAUGAAGACCCUCAUGCAGAGCCAGGGCGGAGACCAGAUGGACAUGGAGGAAAUGCAGCGCAUGAUGUCCCAGAUGGGCUCGGGCAUGGGCGGUCUCGGCGCGCUGGGCGGUCUAGGCGGUGGCAUGCCCGGUAUGGCAGACAUGUUCAAGAUGAUGGGCAUGGGUGGAGGUGGCGGUGGUGGGGGGCGCUAG
This is a messenger RNA of Heterobasidion irregulare TC 32-1, 1707 nucleotides long. Its product is annotated as signal recognition particle, subunit Srp54. The coding region runs from base 1 to 1707 and encodes 568 amino acids. Lineage: Eukaryota; Fungi; Basidiomycota; Agaricomycetes; Russulales; Bondarzewiaceae. Gene Ontology annotation, biological process: SRP-dependent cotranslational protein targeting to membrane; SRP-dependent cotranslational protein targeting to membrane, translocation. The record is from RefSeq and is a predicted model, not a curated record. Gene Ontology annotation, molecular function: 7S RNA binding; endoplasmic reticulum signal sequence receptor activity; GTP binding. The transcript has 8 exons. Gene Ontology annotation, cellular component: signal recognition particle, endoplasmic reticulum targeting; cytosol.